UGAACAAAACAGCCCGAUAAUAAAACAUACCAAUCUAUACUAAGGUGUUACUUUGCGUUCAAAAGUGCUUUCCUAACACUUCGUGGCAAGAUGUUUACAUGUUUAGUGUUGCUAGGCAACGAAUGGACCUUGCAAAGGUUGGAGAUACACAAACCAGUCCGUGAGCUCUCUUGGGAAGAUUUCCUUUAGCUUAAUUUGAUGCCUUCUGAUAGAAAGACAAUCAAAUACCUUUUUUAAAAAAAUUAAAGAAGUUAUGACCAAGUUUUGAGUGAACAAGCUGCUUUUCUGCGAGCUUUUUCUGUGUUUAAAAUGGCCUCAAGCUAUGUAUCGCUCGUGAAGGAAGCCUUUGUGCUGCUCGAGCAGUUCAGAUGUGACAGGAGAUGUUUGGAUGACUUUAUAAAGGAUGCUUCAAAGGGUCUACAGACUAUAGAUACUCUGAAGAGAAAAUUUAUACUUGAUGUUGUGUCUGGAUGCAAUGAGCAUAAAAAGUUGCUGGAUGUUGUUGUCAAUGCGUUUUAUGGCCAGAAGGGUAAAUGGCUUUCCAGAAGUGAUCACAGCCACUAUGUCAUUAUCUGUUACCUUGUCAUGUUUGCGCUUGAUGACCUUGGGCUUCAGCAUUUUGGCAACAUUAUUAAAUCUCUGGAUAUCAAGAAGAUGCACACUUUUUUGAAUUUCUUCUUCUCAAAUCUCACCUCAUUGAUACAAGAGGGGUGGAACAGCAUCUACGAGGCUGCCUUUGUGGAAAAGCAUUGGAUCGGCCCUCUGCUCAGAUGGCGCCCUGAGAUCAAUAUUCUCAUAGAUGAACUUGCUGCCAAAAUAUCUCAAGGGAGUCAGGUCAAGAAAGCUCCAGUUAAAACCACCAAGCCCCAGGAGUUCUCUCUCACCAAACCUAAACUUCAAUCUGUACCUUGGCCAGAACUCAUCCCACAACAGAAAAAAUGCAAACCAGUACCGAACAGCACCUACAGGGCACCAAAGGAGAUACCGAUAAUAGAAGAGAUAAAAGAAAAGAACCAUCAAAAGGCAGAGGGACUUCUGUAUGAAGCAAAUAUGACAGAGUUCAGAUGUGUCAACCCUCAGAAAUCUGAACACACAACGAGAGCAAUUGCCCAGAUUAAGGAAGACCUGGAUUCAAACCUCAAGUUUAAUUCUUUUCGUAGCUCUGGAGUUCCUCCCAGUAAUAAGGCUAACAGCUGUUCUGUCAAACCAAACAAUGCAUCCAUCAUGAGGAGGAAGGCGCUGCAUGAUCGUCAGAUGGAGAGGGAGCUGCUGAGAGUAGAACAGCUGGUACAGGGGGUUCUGGAUCCCUCAUCUUUCCUGCAGAGUCAGGGGGAGAUACUCGAGAGGGACCCACAGGCGAUGCUGCUAAUGACUGAGCAAAAACGCCUGGAGGCACGCAUCCGUGAAGAGGAGGUGGCACUGGCUCGUAAGCAAGUGAUGGAACACAACCAGAAAGCUGCAAAACAGAAGAAAGAAGAGACUGCUCAGAUGAUGCAAAAAUAUGCUGAGAAACGGUUGCAAGAAGAAAAAGAAACAAAAGAACUGAUCCAACAAACAGCAAAUGGCCACAAGAAUUCAAAAGUAGCCAAAGAGAAAUUGCAGAAAUUAAAACAAAGAAUAGUGAAAGAAGUCUCAGAGCAAAGUCAGGACCUCCUUCGUCAAGCGCUGGAGGAAGAACAGGCAAAGCUCUGCAAAAGAAUUGAAAUAAUCCACGAAAUCCACACCAUUGAAUCACUUCCUCGUGUUAGACUCAAUCUUUUUGAUGACACAGAGGCUGCAGGCCAUAAGCUGCUGGAUGAGAUGUCCCUGGCCGAGCUCAAGGAGCGACUGGCCCUGCUGAAGGAAGCAAGACAAAAAGAGGAGGAGGAGAAACGGACCUACAUCCUGGAGGAAAAGCAGAUGAAGAAGCAGCAGUUGCAGGAGAAUCUGGACAAAAUUGAAAUCCAAAGAAGAGCGCUGGCAAAGGCUGCUACCAUCAGGAAAGAGGAGAAGAAGGCCAAGCAGGACUUCCUCCAGCAGGUGGUGGCAAAUGAUGAGACACUUUUGGCCUUAAAGAGGAAGCUUGAGGAGAAAAAGCAGGAGCACCAAAGAUGGAAGGAAGCUGAAAGGGACAAGGUCAAGCCUUGUAAACAGAAAACAGCGCACACUGUCAGCCACUCAGCGAAACACAGCCAGAGAAGUGUAAAGGAGAAAAGCUGGGAAGAAUUGGAGCAGAGUUUAGCACGCUACAUUCAAAACAUUCCUGAUGUCAUUUCUUAAAAGGAAUGCGCGCUGUCCUCAGCAUGCUUCUUUUUCUUAAAAAUAAAUAUAUUAAAAAUUAACUUUUCAUGUUAAGUUAAUUUGAUACAUUAACACAAAUGAAGCAAUGUCCCACAGCGCUCAGCAGAGUUUGUUUAAAGAGUUAAUGAAUAAAUAUAUAUCAAGUCACUGUUUUAUUACUAAUGAUAUUUUUGCACCGAUAAACCACCUGAGAUUCAAGCAUGGAAAAUUUAUUCUGAUGCACAAACAUUUUUAUAUUGUAGUCGAUACAUAAAUGCUGAUUGUUUCAUUGAUGUUCGUUAGAGCUUGUCCAGUCCGUUUUUAUUUAUUUACUUUUUAUUUUCAUUUCCUUCAAAGUUAUUUCCACUCACAUGUGAAUUAACCAUGAACAGAGAAAUUGGUGUUCCUCCUGACGCAUGAAGUAUUGUCUCUUCACCCGAA
This is a messenger RNA of Melanotaenia boesemani (Boeseman's rainbowfish), 2700 nucleotides long. It is a transcript of the gene cfap99, whose product is annotated as cilia and flagella associated protein 99. The record is from RefSeq and is a predicted model, not a curated record. The transcript has 15 exons. NCBI's taxonomy places the organism in Eukaryota, Metazoa, Chordata, Actinopteri, Atheriniformes, Melanotaeniidae. Bases 310 to 2259 code for a protein of 649 amino acids.